AUGGGGAAACUGGACUCACAGCGUCAGGGCGGCAGCAAGGACAUAGCGAGUCCAGCCAUCCACGGGUUGGAGUUGAUACUCGCUGCUGUUUAUCAGGGAGGUUUCCGCCGCUUGGUUAUAGAUUGUGACGACGAUGAAGUAUGUGGACCAGAAGAGCGUCUUUGCGGUCUGGAAGAUCAGGUAGGUCAGGGGUUGGAGAUUGCGUUUGGCGUAGAGGAGGAUUUCCGUGAGGGUGAGGACAAAGGUCGUGAUGCAGAAGAGGACGUAUACGACAUCGAUGCUAUUGGGAAGGAGACUGCUCUCGCCGAAAGGAGAUGUCUCAACUUGUUCCAAGACAUAGCCAAAAUGGGUGAGUCAACCGAAAGCGAAGGGUUUGAUGAGCAAAACGGGACAUGGAUUGGAUAUGUUUGA
This is a messenger RNA of Letharia lupina, 411 nucleotides long. RefSeq lists its product as uncharacterized. The coding region runs from base 1 to 411 and encodes 136 amino acids. The transcript is spliced from 2 exons. NCBI's taxonomy places the organism in Eukaryota, Fungi, Ascomycota, Lecanoromycetes, Lecanorales, Parmeliaceae. The record is from RefSeq and is a predicted model, not a curated record.